Molecule: messenger RNA, 3750 nt
Organism: Ustilago hordei
Lineage: Eukaryota; Fungi; Basidiomycota; Ustilaginomycetes; Ustilaginales; Ustilaginaceae
Exons: 2
Coding region: 1-3750 (1249 amino acids)
Biological process (GO): protein phosphorylation
Cellular component (GO): cytoplasm
Molecular function (GO): protein kinase activity; ATP binding
Source: RefSeq, a predicted model, not a curated record
AUGUCGCACAUCAAACAGACGCAGCAGACGAACAACAGGGUCGCCAAGGCUCCCCAGCUCACUAGCCGACCACCAAGACUUGACGGCACAGAGGUACGCUCGCGGCCUCCGGCGCAGAUAGUAUCUCGAUCCGUAUCGACGCGGACCGAUAGCAAGCAGGCUGCAGGCACUGUCUCUGUCAUCAAAAGUGUGAGCCCUAGAUUGCAGCCAGACUCGGCAAGCAUUCUCAAACGCUCUCUCUCAAAGCUGCGCCUCAAAGACGCCAUCUCUCCCUCGAAACAGAAGCCGGCUCAAACACAGCGUGACGCCCAGAAGCAGCACUCAGCUCCAGGUCAGCGAGCAGCUCUGCAACCGACUUCCAAGAUCCCGCAGGUGAGCGCGCCGGCAUCAUCAACACGCAUAUUAGGCGCUUGUGCGGAGCAACCUGGUCGUGUCAACGAGGCCCUCUCCCCAGCUUACGCCACUCAGACCCAUCUCACUCGGCAAGAUCACCUGCAAUACGACGCCAACCGACAGCGUGUCCAAUUAGAAAGACGGAAUGACAAUACUUUGCAUCCUGCAGUCCCCGUCAAGAAGCAUAGCCCGGCAGCAGACAAGAAGAUGGCAGAUGUACGAUUGAAGGCAAUGCAGCUUGGCAUCUUUAAGAUAAACGAGCCUGAUCUUAAGGAGCGCUAUCAGUUUCUGAACGAGAUAGGAGCUGGCGAAUGGGGCAGCGUUUGGUCUGUAGAAGCGCUGCGACCUCUCGAUCAUCUGCCCACUUCCGCCUACCGUAAGCUUCAGGUUGUCAAGCUCACUGGUACGGGCACCUAUACCGUCGACAAUAGCGCCAACUUUCGCCCUUUGGCUGUCAAGCUCUGCAAGCGCGAAACCAAAUACUCAGCCGCCGCUAGAACACAACGUCUUUGGAAUGAAUUCAAAAUCCUACGCACCUUGAUGGAUCAGCUUCCUCGCGCCGAGCAGGUCAACCCCAACAGCCCCAACUGUCGUGUCCGAAACGACCGUACAGGUUGGCAUCCCAACGUCGUCAACUUCUACGAGUUCCUGCUGACACCAACUCUCGCCAUGUUUGUCAUGCCAAAAUUCGACGAGCCCAUGAAAGUAUGCCUCGGUGAUGCCCUGUGUCGCAACUACUUCCAGCAGCUCCUAUCGGCUGUGCAUUGGUUGCACCAGCACUGUGUCUGUCACAAUGACAUUAAGGUCGACAACCUUGGUGUCACAUACGACACUUCCGGGCUUGGUCGCGACACGGUGACGCUCUUCGACUUUGGCUUCGCGAAUCGCUACGACCCUCUUGAAGAAGGCGCCUUCAUGUCUAAAGAUGUCUGGGGUACGCCCGAGUAUCUUGCUCCUGAGCGUUGCCGCGCAACUCUCCACGACGAGAGGAAGACUGACAUAUGGGCUCUCGGUAUCACCUUCUUCGAGAUGCUCACUGGACGGACUCCUUUCGAGCAUCACGACGAGAAGUUCGAUUCCAAGGAGAAGUUUCAAGAGUACUAUGCUCGAGCUGAACGUGGCACCUGGCUCGGUACCUGGGACAUGACCUUCGAGAUGGAGGAUCUUAUUCGGAAGAUGCUUUGUCACGAUCCAGCAGAGCGUAUCGACGCAGCAGGAGCUCUGCUUCACACUCAAUUCGAUCCCAGCAACGCUGAUAAAUGCGAUUCCUUCGACGAGCUCCUGCAGCUAUCCUACGAGGACGCUCGAACUCAUCAAACAGCUGAGGCCAUGAUGCAGGAACCGGAUCCUAUCCCUUUCCUAGAAGAGGUGGACGAUAGUGAUGCCAUGAUCGAAGACCUUGUAGCUCAGACCGAGCGACUUGAAUCGCGCCACUACAGCACUGCUGACGCUGAGUCACUGCCCCCUUCUCCUGGCGUCUCACGUGCUGCUGUCACCAUACGUGCCUCGAUGGUUCCGAACUCGCCUUCCCUGUCCCAAGUCGGCAUGGAUUCUCGCCUCACGGACCUCAUGUGUGUGAGUCCACCUUGGAGAGGUGGUCAGCCCCCACGUCAAGGCACGCCCAUCCCUUCUGCUCAACGCAAUCGUAUCCUCACUCAAAGUCUGCAAGAAGAAGCUGAGGACGAUCAAGAAGACGACAGUGACAACUCCAUUAUUGAGCAUCCCUCGCCUGCGGCUAUCACUCGAGCUUCACGAAUCAGCCCGACUAAGCCCAUCAUGGUGGCCCUUCCGAGCAAGCAAUCGCCUUUCCGGCUUCGCAUUGGCGAGAGGACCCGCAAAAUGCACUUGACGCAGACUGUCGAUGAGCAAAUGGCGUCCACUCCUGUCCCUGCACCCGCAGCUACUGCUCAACGCCCUCUAGCUCCUGUCAUGUGCCCAAUGUCGCUGCCUCAGGUCGAGGAUGAAAGGCCAAAGCCAGUCCAAGCACCACGGACUGAAGGUGGAGCCAGAGGUAACGUCGUUGCUUCACUCGCAAAGAAAUUUGACGCCUCGAACUUUCUCUCGAGGCCGCCUCCUCACAUCACUGCAUUAGCUGGUCAGACAGGUCUUGGUCUGACGUUUCGUGGGCAACCAGCUGGCGCUAAGCUGGGCCAAGGUCAUCGCCGCUCAAAGUCUUACACGCUGACCACUUCGCAGCAUGGUGUUACUCGCCGUUCAGUCCGUCGCUCUACUGGCUCGUAUGUGCCAUCGCCUGAGGAUGCAAUGCCUCGCUGCGCACGCCGCCUCUUUGAAGCAGAAGAGAUCAAAGGGGGUACGGCAGGCCCUGCUCAUCAACCUCCUCCUUCUGACCUUGACAGCGCUACCGAUAUCGGUUCCGCUCGCUCUGACACGAAGAAUGCCGGCGUCGACCUCGCCAAUACCUCCGAGCGGAACUCUGUAGCUCGUGCACCUGCUCUUCACUCCGUCCUUGCCGGCGACCAGGCAGAGUCGUCCACUAGGUCGGACUCAAACAAGCGUCUGCGCUCGCCUCCCACUCACUGCCUUCACAGCUCAACCCACGUAUCCUCUCCUGGGGAGGAGGUUAUCUUUAAGCGACUCAAGAAAAUGGCCAGCCUUGCCGGACUGCUCACUAAGAUGAUCGACGAGACUAAGUCGACCAUCAUGACCCCAGCACGUGCGCGGGGUGACGUCGGACUGAUCAAGACUCCGGUUAGGCAAAGGGGCUCUGACUCGACGAUCAGCACUACAGCAAUGGACAUCUCUCCCGGCCUUCUCGAGACACCACCCUCUGAAGGCAGGGCCGCUGAGCGUCAUGAGGAGGACGCAGACGUCUCAAUGGUAUCCGCAGCUUUCUCGCUCGAUCUCAGCGGCUCGGCUAGGAGGGACGGUCCGGAAGCCUCGUCGAAUGCUCAUCCCCGAUCGGACCUUGGAGUUGAGCAAGGUUCACCUCAACAAUUACAACGCCAUAUUAAGCUCUUCGAUCACACGACUCCCACAUCCGCAAUAUCUGGACGAGCACCUAUCACAGGCCCCUCUUCAGCACAGGUCGAAACGAUGUAUUCCUCCUUCUUACUCUCUCAGAACGUCUGCAAGAGCGGAUCUGGAUUUCUCUCUCCAACCCAACCCUCUGCUUCGCUCAACACCUCCUCCAGCAUCACCAGCUCCAAACCGCGUUCUCUUGCUGCUCUCUUCGCGCCCCCGCCCACACUGCCGGCUUUUGAUCAUCUGAUGAGAGAGGUGUCUCCUCGCAAAUUGCAGACUCCGCUCGCUGCCAGAGCGUCAUCAACCAGGCAAGAGAAGCAGAAGAGUGUCAGUACAUCCGGCAAACUUGCUCGCUUGUUCCGGAAGCAGGCUUAA